Messenger RNA from Anthonomus grandis grandis, 1212 nucleotides. RefSeq names its product lymphocyte expansion molecule. NCBI's taxonomy places the organism in Eukaryota, Metazoa, Arthropoda, Insecta, Coleoptera, Curculionidae. The record is from RefSeq and is a predicted model, not a curated record. The transcript is spliced from 6 exons. Bases 79 to 1182 code for a protein of 367 amino acids.
AUGCGAUAAUCCACCUGCAUUUAAAGUAUGUCAUAACAUUGUCAACCCUCCCAUUUCUUUACUUUCACAUUUCGCGAAAUGCCCGAUAAACCCUUUAAAACUUACGCGCCCUUCGGUGUGGCGACCAAACGGUUCGCCAAGAUCGGGUUCCAUCCCAGUCUGGAUAAAUCGGGGGCGAUGACCCGGGAAAGUUCAAAAUUGGGACCGGGCAGUUACAACCCCAAACAGAUGGAGUGCAAAUGUAAAACCGGAAUGAGUUGGGCCCAUAAAAAGGAGCUGGAAGAGUAUUCGAAGUUUUUGGGGUUCAGGAACGCGAACAUCCUGCACGAGCGGCAAUUUUACAGAUCCAUGAAUGGUCCGGGAACCAGUGACGUCCAAGGGGGUCUUUUUAAGAGGCAAUCGGGUUUACAGAUGGAGAACAAGGGUUUUGGAUCGGAUAAGCGGAUUAAGGAGAAUAUUUAUGGACGGGAGGCUCCGCCACCAGAUACCUACUUCCGUAAACUAAACGACAAAUUCGAACCGUCAAAGAAAUCCUUCUCGAAAACGCCCACUUUUGAAUACGACGGGCUCCAAGACCGAUUUAAAUCCACUGCAAAAUCCUACCAUCUACCCCCGAACUUGUAUGAGCUACAUGACAUGAAAAACACCGCUGAUAUUGUUAAAAGAGUGGUUUCCGCCAGGUUUUCGAACAUCCCUAGAGGCCCUUACGAAUGUUUCACCGGCCCCAGAGAUGGCAGCACCAUAAAGAACUACUUUAGCCCGCCCAAAAGUGGCGCUCCCGAAUACUUUUACGUGAAACCGAGUGAUUUGACCCGUUUGCUAACUCACCCCAGUAAACAUCGGUAUGGCCUCUUCCUUAGGGGUCAAAGGUUUCAAAAGAAACCUACGGUGAGGCAUAUGCUGAACGAUAUCAGUUUGUGCUAUCGUAACCCGCAGGAUCCUGGACCUGCCCAUUACAAUUUAACCAAUAACAGCAUCAAUAAACUUCCCCCUGCAAAAUACCCUUUUGAUUCUUCGAACGUACAUGCCCGACCUCCCGUCGAUUGGCGCAUUUUACCCGGACCUGGCAGAUACAACCCUAAAGCGCCCAGAUGCAUGAAAGUCAAAAGACCUUCUUGGGUGUUUUUAAGUAAAGCCGAUCGGGCCUUAUUCAAAACCGAAAGUUACAGUUUAUAUAUUUAAGGGUAGACAAAUAUAUAACGAUCACAAUAA